This is a messenger RNA of Harpia harpyja (harpy eagle), 2323 nucleotides long. Its product is annotated as cuticle collagen 19-like. The coding region runs from base 134 to 757 and encodes 207 amino acids. Lineage: Eukaryota; Metazoa; Chordata; Aves; Accipitriformes; Accipitridae. The transcript is spliced from 2 exons. The record is from RefSeq and is a predicted model, not a curated record.
CCCCCCCCCCCAGACGCCUGAAAUAAAUGGCGGAGGGGGCGGAGACCUUCGUCCCAUCAUCCAAUCCGAAGAGAGAGCCCCAGGUGAAGGCGGUGCACUCAGCCCCAAACCCAAUGGGCGUGAGCGGCGGCGGAUGACAGACGGGUGCCCCCCUCCGCCCGGGGGCCAAUGGGGCGGGCGGCGCGGGGCGCGUCGCGCCGUCCCGUGGUGCCGCGGGGCGAGCGGCGGCAGGAGCGGCGGCGACUGCAUCCGGGUCCCGGCGCGGCUCCGGGUCACCCUGCGGCAGACUAACUUGAAGGCCCGGAAGUGCCGCCCCCGGGCGCUCCUGAGUGGUGGGUUGGCCCCGCCGCGCGCCGGGGAUAGGCUGCGGAUUCCGUCAGCGCCUGGGUACGUCACUUCCGCUAUCAAGUGUGUGGGCCGGGGAGACCUUGGCCGCGGGGGGAGCCGCGUCCGUGUCCGUCCCCCCCCGGGGCCGCGGGGGGAGCCUGGGGGGGGCCGUGGCCGGGGGUCGCCCGCCGUGCCCUUCCCCAGGGCUGCCCGCGCCUCGGGCACCGAGGAGCCCUGCCCUGCGGCGGGGAGCGGUGGCCGGAGGAACUUGUGGCGGGGCAGGCAGGUAGGGGCGGCGGGCAGGGCCGCAGGCAGCUGCGGGCAGGCGGGGAGGGCGUUAGAGACCGGGUGGGCAGGCAGAACGCGGUACGGCGUAAGAAGAGUGAAGUUCAAAACCGAGGAGGCGGACGCUGAAGAAAAUACCUCGUGAAAUGCACCUGCUUUGGCAACUAAGCACGCUGUCAGCAGGCUGGGGGGUAAGGGGUGGGAUCGCACGAAGCGCUUGCCGGUAUACGCUGUACUGAUCGAAACUAAACGCUUGGGUUAUGUUUCAGUAUUGUCGUUAGCAGAGUGUGGAAUCCGUCCCUGACAAGCGAUAAUGUGCUUAUGGAGACUUUCUUCUGGCCCAGCGCAGUCAGUUUUGGAGAAGGACGUUAUUCUAUCACAUCCUAGUUUUAUGACGUAUUUCUUGCAGGAGUGGAAACUCAACCUGAUGUUCAAGGUUAUGAUAAUCCUCGUUGAUAGAUUUGCUGUUUCUACUUUGCCUGUGCUCCUCUUUAAUGGUGCUACUUUGCGCAGGCAGUUUUCUGACUGUAGUGCAAGCCUUCGCGGGCACGGAAGAAUUGCUUCCGUUCAACACGUACGUAGAAACCGUACCGAGCAAUGCUUGGGCAUAACAACGGGUCAGAUUUAAUCCCUGCCAGAAUUUUCAAGGAAACGAAUCUGUGCCUUCCAAAGCAGUAACAUCUCUCUAACUUAACUAAACAGCAUUUAAGGGUCCGGGCAUCCUCUUCCUAAUUCUUCAGGCGGGUGAGCAUCCCCAGCUGCCGGGGGGUUCACCAAAACAGUUAUUGACUGGUGUGGCUCCUGUUGUCAAAUGUGACGCGUUCUGUUCACAGCAAUGGUCGGGUGUUAAAUGGCCUGAACUUACCCCAGGAGCUGUUCACGGUGGUGGCUGAAACUUGCUGCAGUCUUUCCAGCGUAGUCAACAUGCGAUGGUAGAUUUAAUAGGGGUUUGUUGUUUUUUUGUCCCUGUAAUAGCCAGCUUUGUGAAGAGGGACUUACUAAGUAGCUGUCCUGUGGUAUUUUUAAUGUAAAAGUGUUGACUGUGGUUUUUGUCACUGAGCUUUUCACCAAGGUGUACUCUGUAUAUCUCAAAUGCUUAACCUCAAUUCACGUAGGUCAUGCUGGGAAGUAGUUAUUUUGCAUAAGACGACUGGGGACUUGGCAAAAGGAAGCUUAGGCAAAACAUCAGAUCACUUGCUUUGUUUUUCUACAACUACUAACAAGCUGUAUCCUUCUUUCACUUUCCCUUUUGGUAAAUGCCUUCUGUGUUUUCCUCUGUGGUUAGUAGCGGAAAACAUCGGUCCAUUUGCAAAACGAUAAAAAGCUCCCAGGACUUAUAAAGGGCAAUAGGUGUUUAAUUGUGUUGCCAAUUAAUAACAUCACACGGCAUUCUGGAAAACAUUCUCAUGCACUAACUGCGUUAUUUGCUGAAUUUGUGUAAUUAUCAUAUUAACAUACAAACUCAUGCAGGGGAAGUUAGCCCGCUUACUAGUAAGUGAAUAAAUAUAUACAUUUGUAUAUUUAUACGUAAGCAUGCAUUCCUGUUCGAAGCAGGAACAAAUAACCAAAACGAUGGUUUCCUUUGAGAAGUGUGCUGAGGCCUUUGUAGCGCUUGAAGCUGUAGCUAAACUGAAAUGUGUUCAUAUAUGUAUUUCUUCUGCCAGUGUACUGACAGAUGGGUGUUCAAAAAGGAUUUGUGAAAAUCUGAUAA